Molecule: messenger RNA, 2109 nt
Organism: Penicillium oxalicum
Lineage: Eukaryota; Fungi; Ascomycota; Eurotiomycetes; Eurotiales; Aspergillaceae
Exons: 1
Coding region: 1-2109 (702 amino acids)
Source: RefSeq, a predicted model, not a curated record
AUGUCCUCAUUCUCCGAUAAGCAGCAGCCAUCUUCGUCUCAGUUCUAUCCGCCACAAUCUGUACAACCUUACCAGUCGUUAUUUGGUGGACCAAGCAGCGAUGUCGAUCCACCACCAUCAUCUCUCCCGGAGCCACUGCGGCGGCCUGGGGCAUCCCUCUUUGGUGGCCCAGUCGGCCUUGACACCAUCUCCGAACGAGAUAUUGCCUCAGACCCUAUGGAACUGAGCCAGGCUGAUGGCGACUAUGAUGAAUAUGGCACAGUCAGAUUCCCUGCUCUUGGCGGCCCUGAUCACGUUGCCUUCCUAGAAAGCGACACCGUCCAAUUUGAAGACAGGGACCCCGAUGUUACCAAGUCAUCUCAGCCCAACCUGGAACAACCGAUACUUCCAUCUUCAUCUGAGACGAUCCGCCCCGCCUUGGCGACGCAGACCUACUUCCUGAACCGUGGCAGAGAUCUGCCACUCGGCGUUGAACGCCCCAAUCGCUGGAAUGGACCUGCCUCAACGUACCGACGACUUACAGCUGAUGACAGAGGAGCCUACGAAGGUAUUGUCACGGAACGAGCCAGAGACCUUGCUGCUCACCUGUAUAAUGCCCAUGCGUAUCGCAACCGGCGACACCUAGCUCCAAGCAAGCCAGAAGAGGCGCGAGAGGCCGAUGGUCCGGAGAGACACUUUCCUCCCCGACGCUGGGUUGCGUGGCCACGACCAGCCCCUCAUGUGCCACGCCCCGACGAGUCCAUUCAAAGGCAGCUCGAUGGACCUGACUCAAUGCAUAUGCAGUCUGAUCUCCGUCCCAGUUACAAUGUAGAGGAGUCUGUGAUUGCGAUCAUGAUGAAGCAUGCGAAGGAAACCUUUCUGGCCCGCGAAUGGGAUCUUGAGGAAGUCAAGGUCUCGCGUCUCAGCAGAGGAGACGACACUGAUGACAUGAAAGAUGAAGACCUAAAAGAUGCCGACGAAAAAGAUGAGGCUCCCCAGCCAGACGUUGUGCCGCUUCAGCCCAUCGUUCAAGCCGACGACGGCCUAUCCCGGAAGCAAUUACGCCCAUUGUCUCGGAAUGUAAUAAGUCAGAUCGAUCGUCUCUUGAUGGGUUUGCACCAUUCCGUGAAGACACGGUUCCAGGAUGAUGACUCUAGCAGUGAAUCCGAGAUCGAGGGCCGUGAUACAGACUACGAGACGUCUCGAUCACGAUCAAGACGUGUGAGUGGGACACGAAGUCAGUCACGUGGCCGAAAGCGAGCUCGACGACAGUCUAGUCACUCGCAGACAUCAAGUCAUCGUUCCAGAAGUGGUCGUUCGUCCACAGCAGCAAGCACACAGACUGGAAGCGCAGGCAGCCCUUCCCGGUCGAGGGGCAGGUCUCGCACCUCUCGCACCUCUCGCACUAGUGCAGACCUAUCUGCGACAAAGUACCGACUUGCCCUGCGAGACUGGAGCGAGGUCAUGGGCAUCGCCGCGAUGAUGGGCCUGCCCUCCGCAGCGGUGGCGCGUGCUUCCAAACGAUGUGCCGAUCUCUUUGGAGAGGACAUGACUUUUCGCACCUUCCAGGAGGGGCGCAUGGUCAAGGUUCCUCCUACGAAGGGAUCAGUCCGAUCGGGUGACAAAUGGGAGUACUAUGAAAGUGACACGGAUGUCGAGACAGAACCCGAGCUACAGCAUGAGGCUGCGCCCACGAUUGGGCCGUCUGAACUGGAUUCGAUAUCAUCACCGCGCAAGCGCAAGCAAAGGUCUCGAGUUCGAUCACGGUCACAAUCUCACUCUCGGCGACAUCGUUCGAGCUCCGCCGUCGGUCCGCCGGCGCCGACCGUUGCGGCUGUGGUCUCUGGCAACUCUGUUCCUGGCUCCGACUUUGCGGAUCAGCUCGGCGACGCUGGUGAUACUGCUGGACAAUUACCAGCACUGCCGGUCCCCAAAGGCAGAGGCGAACACCGGAAAGCCGACAUUAUCUGCCCCGUGAAGCGAUGUUCGCGACACACUCAUGGAUUCUCAAGGACGUGGAAUCUUACCCUCCAUAUGCGACGAGUUCAUCCGAACUAUGUUCCUGGAGAUCGCGAGCGAUCUCGAUCUCAGAGUACGCCGGGAGGCGUUGAAGUCAUUGAAAUUGAUUGA